This is a messenger RNA of Daldinia childiae, 1386 nucleotides long. RefSeq names its product putative xaa-pro aminopeptidase family enzyme protein. Bases 1 to 1386 code for a protein of 461 amino acids. Lineage: Eukaryota; Fungi; Ascomycota; Sordariomycetes; Xylariales; Hypoxylaceae. The record is from RefSeq and is a predicted model, not a curated record. The transcript is spliced from 4 exons.
AUGAUGCGGGGUCCCAUAGUGCUGUUCACUUAUCUGCUUAACAGCUGGACUCUUUGCGCCAUCGUACGAGCGCAUGUUGGAACGGCCCCUGGGAAAACACCACAGGUCCAGGCGCUACCCUCUCUACGGGAACAAGCGAAAUUGUUAGACAGAUGGACUGAAGAGCGUAAGGCUCUUAUCCCAGGGCUACUACGCAAAAAUGGUGUUGAUGCUUGGCUGAUGAGCCAACGCGAAUAUGCCGAGGACACUGUGUUUUGGGCUCUCAAAGAAGCCACGCAGUUCUCUGCUAGGCGACGAACUACACAUCUCUUCCUGGCCGACCCAGUCGACGGGGCGCCGUCUAGCUAUUCAUGGAUCGAGAACACGGAAGCAGUAUGGACAGAGCUGCGGCAGAUUCUGGCGACGCAACAGCCGCGUUCCAUUGCGCUGAACACGCAUUCGGAAAUCGCAUUCUCGGGAGGUUUGCAUGCUGGUGAACUCGAUGCUGUCGUGAAAGGCGUAGGAGAGGAGUGGAAAGACCGCUUUGUGUUGGAGCCUAUGCUAGGUGUCGAACUAGUCGCGACGAUGGUUAAGACUAGACUCCCGUGGUACCAGAAGAUGAUGGAAACGGCCUGGGCUAUCAUAGAGGAGGGGUUUAGCGAGAAGACCAUCGUGCCUGGGAAGUCUACAAGCUGGGAUAUCGAAUGGUGGAUGCGAGAAAAGAUACAAUCCUUGAAUUACACCACCUGGUUCCAGCCCAGUGUUUUCAUCUUAACAGGAAAAGGAUUCCCUGCUGCAGAUGACCCUUCCGUUUCAAUGGACGACCCUCGGGCACCCGACCGCCCUAUUGAGUACGGAGAUUUAAUCCAUACAGAUUUUGGCGUAUCGGCUCUUGGUUUAAACACCGACACUCAGCACAUAGGCUACGUUCUAUAUCCAGGAGAGACUGAGGCCGACGUGCCCAAGGGGAUGAUUGAAGGGUUGAAGAAGGUUAACCGUUUGCAAGAUAUCGUGAAGAGCAAUAUGAAAAUCGGGAUGACAGGUAACGAGAUCUUAAAGGCGUCAAUAGAGCAGAUGAGCAGCGAAGGUAUACAAGGCAAGAUAUAUUGUCACGCUACUGGGGAAUGGGGCCACUCGGCAGGGACAGUAAUCGGUAUGACGAAUCUUCAAGAGAAAGUCCCGGUUCUUGGAGAUCUUCCCUUAUUAAAGAACACAUAUUAUAGCAUCGAACUUUUCGCGGAACAUUUCGUCCCCGAAAGGAAUCGGACUAUUGUCUUCCCUCAGGAAGAAGAUGUGUACUGGGAUGACGCAACUAACAGCUGGCAAUGGGUCUACGGGAGACAGGAGGAACUUUUAUUAAUAAGAACACCUGCUAUAGAUGGUAUGGAAGCGCCGACGGAAUUGUGA